AUGAACAAGCUGAUGCUUUGGGUCUCUGUCCUCGGCAUCCUCCCAGAAGCCUUUGCUCAGACAGACCUCAGAGGGAAGGUAUUUGUGUUCCCUAGAGAAUCUUCCAUUGACCAUGUGACCCUGAUCACAAAGCUGGAGAAACCUCUGAAGAACUUGACCUUGUGUCUCCGAGCCUAUAGUGACCUCUCCCGGGCCCACAGCCUCUUCUCCUAUAGCAUCUAUGGCAAGGAUAAUGAGCUACUGCUUUUUAAAAACAGGAUUGGAGAGUACAGUCUAUACAUUGGGAAAGCCAAAGUUACUGUCAGAGCUUCCGAGACGUUCCCCAGCCCAGUGCACAUCUGUACCAGCUGGGAGUCUUCCACAGGCAUCGCUGAAUUCUGGGUCAACGGGAAGCCACUGGUGAAAAGGGGCCUGAAGCAGGGCUAUUCUGUGGGAGCUUACCCCAAGAUUGUCCUGGGGCAAGAGCAGGACUCCUAUGGAAGAGGGUUUGAUAAGAGCCAGUCCUUUAUGGGAGAGAUUGGGGAUUUAUACAUGUGGGACUCCGUCCUGCCACCAGAAGAAAUCCUACUUGUGUACAAUGGUCACCCCUUCAUCAAUCCUACCAUCCUGAACUGGCAGGCUUUGAAAUAUGAAACCAAAGGCUAUGUUAUUGUCAAGCCCCUAGUGUGGGGCUGA
Messenger RNA from Rangifer tarandus platyrhynchus (Svalbard reindeer), 675 nucleotides. Lineage: Eukaryota; Metazoa; Chordata; Mammalia; Artiodactyla; Cervidae. The record is from the annotation of a GenBank genome assembly.